Necator americanus (New World hookworm) is the source of this 1581-nucleotide messenger RNA. RefSeq lists its product as uncharacterized. Bases 1 to 1581 code for a protein of 526 amino acids. Gene Ontology annotation, cellular component: nucleus. Gene Ontology annotation, biological process: chromatin remodeling. The record is from RefSeq and is a predicted model, not a curated record. The transcript has a single exon. NCBI's taxonomy places the organism in Eukaryota, Metazoa, Nematoda, Chromadorea, Rhabditida, Ancylostomatidae.
AUGGUUGUAAAAGUAGAUACAGGAGAAGUGGAAUUGGGAGUCGUAUCUGCUUAUGCGCCACAGAUGGGCUGUAGUGAAGAAGAGAAGUCGUGCUUUUGGGAAGAUCUGGAGCAGUACGUCCAAUCCCUGGAAAGCGAAGAAGUACUUUUAAUCGGAGGAGACUUCAACGGACAUGUCGGUUCCCGGAAAGACGGAUUCGAGAGUUGUCAUGGUGGAUACGGCUAUGGAGCUCGUAACGACGACGGGUUGCGAAUCCUGGAGUAUGCUGUUGCAAGUGACUUGAUCAUUGCUAACACGCAGUAUCGGAAAAGAAAAUCGCAUUUGAUCACGUACACCAGCGGCGGUCGUGAAACACAAAUAGAUUUCUGGAUGUUACGCCGACGAGAUCGCCGACUUCUGCAGGAUUCAAAAGUCAUCCUUACAGACCAUGUCGCUGCCCAACACCAUCUGCUCGUUAUGGACUUGAAAAUCUCCCGUCCAAGGAAGAGACAUCCAAGGACUGAAACACAGCGCAUCAAAUGGUGGAAUCUGAAGGAUCGAAAGGAGGUAUUUUUCGCGUCCGUGGCUCCAUCUACACUUCCCCACCCUACUCGUAGUGUGGAGGAAAUGUGGUUGUCUACUUCCAGCGUUAUACGCUUGACCGCGGAAUACAUUCUGGGAAAGACGACUCUAGGUAAGCCAAAGGUACAAAAGGCUACGUGGUUUUGGAACGAGGAAAUUCAGGCGGCAAUUCGUGAGAAGAAGUCCAAGUAUAAGCUCUGGUGGAGGACGCGUCAGCCUGAAGAUCGGGGUGUUUACCUAGCGGCGAAGAGGGAGGCUAAGAAGGCAGUCUCCAAGGCGAAGUCGGACCGCUACAAGGCUGUGUACGACAUGCUUGAUACCAGAGAAGGUGAGCGGGCAGUGUAUCGUUUAGUCAGAGCACGUCAUCGCUCAACGUUGGAUAUGGAGCACACCAAGAUCGUUAAGGGAGCUGAUGGAGCCGUUCUGCGCCGCUCUGGUCAGAUCCUGGAGAGGUGGCGAGAGUACUACAAUCACUUGUGUAACGAAGAGUUCUGUCAUCCUCCCAUCCCAACCGUUCCCAGCGUCGAGGGUCCUGUUCUACCAAUUACUGCCGUCGAAGUCAGUGCUGCCCUCGCAAAAAUGAAGUCGAACAAGGCAACCGGUUCUGAUGACAUACCUGUUGAUAUCUGGAAGCUGCUAGGAGAUCGAGGGUCCAUGUGGCUCGCAACUCUAUUUAACAAGAUCGUUGCAGAAGGACGGACUCCAGACGUUUGGCAAACUUCCGUGACCGUGCCUGUCUGGAAAGGGAAAGGAAACAUUGCUGACUGCACCUCGUACAGGCUUAUACGACUGCUGUGCCAUACGAUGAAGGUUUUUGAGCGUGUCCUGGAGGCUCGUCUGAGGAAAAUUGUCAGCGUUUCACUCAACCAGUGCGGUUUUGUGAAGAACUGCAGCACUAUAGAUGCUAUCCAUGCUGUCCGAAUCCUCCUGGAGAAACAUCGAGAGAAGAACCGCAGUGUGCAUCUUGCUUUUCUCGAUCUCGAGAAAGCUUUCGACCGUGUCCCACAUGAGCUGUUAUGA